Messenger RNA from Sclerotinia sclerotiorum 1980 UF-70, 315 nucleotides. RefSeq lists its product as hypothetical. The record is from RefSeq and is a predicted model, not a curated record. The coding region runs from base 1 to 315 and encodes 104 amino acids. Lineage: Eukaryota; Fungi; Ascomycota; Leotiomycetes; Helotiales; Sclerotiniaceae. Gene Ontology annotation, cellular component: membrane. The transcript has 3 exons.
AUGGGAAUUGAACUACCAGCUUAUAUUCUUGGCGCACUCACUGCGGGUGGUGGAACGAUGGGUUAUGUCAGGACUGGAAGUGUCCCAUCUGUCGCCGCAGGUCUCACUGUUGGAUCCUUGUACCUCUUGGGCGGUUAUCGUAUUCAGAACCGCCAAUCUUAUGGUGUUGAACUCGCUCUACUCGCAUCUAUCGUUCUCGCAGGCUCCUCUAUCCCAAGAGCAAUUCGCACCCAAAAGCCACUGCCGGCUGGGUUGAGUCUUCUCGCCAUAUACGGACUCUUCACCUUCGGCAAUGCAUUCAGAGCGCAAAAGUAA